AUGACUGUCAGUGAGCAGCCUUGGGACCAUCUGCCAGAGUAUAUAAAAGGCAGUAAGGAAACUGAGCCCAGGACUCCAGUGCAGCAGCCUUCUCCAGUGGCCCAGCUACCAUCGUGGAAGUUUUCUGUGAUGCGCUUGUCUUUGAGUCAACCUUGCUUCUCAGGGACUCUCCUGGUGCUGUGGAUGUUGAACUUUUUCCUGUGGGAGAAGGCACUCUCUGUUCCUGUGUCUGGCUAUGAUGGGAUGUCUCUACAUGAGCUUCUGGAUGAUGCCAUGACCGAAUCUUCUAAUAUCAAAGAGCUCACUGCAGAAAUGCACAGGAUAUUUAUGGAGGAUGUACGAUAUACACCAGGCCGGUGGUUCCCUGAAAGAGACCUUACUGGCUGUCACACAUCUGCCUUAUCUGUUUUGAUACCUAAGGAUGGAGCCCAGCAGAUCUGGGGAGUAUUCCUUCUGAAAGAGACGAUUGGCAUGUUGGGUGCUUGGACUGACCCUCUGCAUUACAUCGCAACUGUACUAAGUCAUAUGGAAGAUGCCCCUAAUGAUAUCAUAUCCAAAGCAAAAGACAUUGAAGGAAAAAUCAGAGGACUUCUAGAGGCUGUAAAGAGGAUACUCAGCAAGAUUCAACCUGGAUCCUCAGAUUACAUAUAUCCCACCUGGAAUGGACUGGCAUCCUUGCAGUCACCUGAUGAAGACACUCGCUUUUUUGCUUUGUUUGACUUACUCCAGUGCCUGAAGAAAGAUUCACGUGAGGUUCACUCUAAUCUCAGGCGCCUGAAGUGCCAACUUCUCUAUGGAAGAGACUGUUAA
Messenger RNA from Myodes glareolus (Bank vole), 810 nucleotides. The record is from RefSeq and is a predicted model, not a curated record. Lineage: Eukaryota; Metazoa; Chordata; Mammalia; Rodentia; Cricetidae.